AUGGCAGCAACGAAAGUCUUCCGCAGCGGCGCCAACGCCUUGAUCACAGGGGCAGCCUCCGGUGUCGGCCUUGCCGUGGCCCAGCUCUGUGCUUCCCAUAACAUGAACGUCAUCCUCGUCGACAACAACUCUGCCAAACUCAACGAGGCCAAGUCUUCCAUCCAGACCACAGGACAAGUCGAAGCCCACGAGAUCGAUGUCGCAUCUCUCGAGCAAUGGAGCAAGCUCAAGGCCGCCGUCGAGCAGGGCGGCAGAAAGCUUGACUUCUUGCACCUAAACGCUGGCAUUGGCCUCAAUGGAAAGUGGACAGACAGCUCCUAUUUCCAGAAGAUCUUCGACGUGAACUUCUUCGGCGUGGUGAGCGGGGUCAACACAUUCUUCUCCCACUUCGACUCCAACAAUAGCGAGCAGAAAGCCGUCGUCGUUACCGGAUCGAAGCAAGGAAUCACAAACCCUCCAGGCAACCCAGCCUACAACGCCUCCAAAAGCGCCGUGAAAACAAUCGCAGAGCACCUUCACUUCGACCUCGCCAAGUCUUCGCCCAACACUUCCGUGCAUAUGCUCGUGCCUGGGUGGACAUUUACCGGGAUCACAGCGCGCAAUCACACCACAAAACCAGACGGGGCAUGGUCAGCUGAGCAGGUAGCUGACUUCCUGUAUAAGAAGAUGGGCGAAGACAAGUUCUAUGUCAUUUGUCCUGAUAACGAUGUUGAUUGGGAGACGGAUCGCAAGAGGAUCACCUGGACGAUGGGAGAUAUUGCGUAUGAGCGGAAGCCACAGAGCAGGUGGCUUGAUGAGUUCAAGGAAGAGGCGGCCGAGACGUUGCCGGGCAUGAAGCUGGGUGCUAGACAGAAGGGUAGCUCGGCGUGA
Messenger RNA from Fulvia fulva, 870 nucleotides. RefSeq names its product Putative oxidoreductase SadH. Bases 1 to 870 code for a protein of 289 amino acids. Lineage: Eukaryota; Fungi; Ascomycota; Dothideomycetes; Mycosphaerellales; Mycosphaerellaceae. The transcript is spliced from 2 exons. The record is from RefSeq and is a predicted model, not a curated record. Gene Ontology annotation, cellular component: intracellular anatomical structure. Gene Ontology annotation, molecular function: oxidoreductase activity, acting on NAD(P)H, oxygen as acceptor.